Molecule: messenger RNA, 4674 nt
Organism: Tetrahymena thermophila SB210
Lineage: Eukaryota; Ciliophora; Oligohymenophorea; Hymenostomatida; Tetrahymenidae
Exons: 3
Source: RefSeq, a predicted model, not a curated record
AUGGAGAGUUAGCAAUCAAAGAAUUCAAUAGAGGAUAGAAGCGAUUAAAUAAAUAGAAUUAUCUAGGAUUUGAAGAAAGAUGAUUAUGAUAUUAAAUUUUAUGCUGGUUUACUCAGGAGAUAACUCUGUAUAGAUAUAUAAAGCAUUUAUUCUGUUGGAUCUAUUUAAGACUAUUCCCAAGGUUAUAAAGUGCAAUAGAUGAUUCAAGCAGUCAACUCUUUGGAGUCAACUUAUAGCAUUUGGUUAGGAAUUAGAGGUGAUGGAAAUUGUUUUUACAGGUCAAUUAUUGUUCUAUAUUUAUUACAGCUUUCUCAAUAAUAGGGAGUAGAAAGUUUAGAAAAUUUUAUUAUAAGGAUAGAUAAUAUUAAAGAGAUUGAAUCAUAAAAUGAUGUCCUUAUAACAAAUAAAAGCAAGCUAUUUAAGCAAAUAUUUUUAAUUUACCUUCUAGAAUUAAGAGCAAUUAAAAUCAAACAUUAGGAGAUUAAUCUGAUGAAGAUAGUUAAUCAAUACAACACUCUUCCUGAAUUAGACUUUUCUGCAGUUGUUAUAACUAGAUAUUUGAUAUACUAAACAUUUUAAAAGAAUAAAAGUCAUCCCUCAUUUUAAAUGUUCAUUGAAGAAGAAAUGAGUAAAUAAAUUCCUCGUAUCUUGCUUAAAUAUUCAGAAUAUGCAGAAGAUAUCAUUAUUCCUCUAGCCGCUUAAGCUUUUAAAAUUCAACUAGUAGUAUAAAACCUUUAUAGAUAAAACUCUGAUGGUCCUAUAAAUACUGAAAAAUUAUUCUACAAACCUUUUUCUUCAAAAUAAGAAAAGGAAUAUACUGAAAUUCAUGUUUUAUUCACACAAGGUCACUAUGAAGCACUCAUUACUAAUGAAACAUAUAUUGAUGAUCCGAAAUUCUAUGACUACUUUGUUUCAAGUACCCCUCAUUUUUUUUAAUAAGAAUAAUACUACUCACAAAUAAUUAGAGAUCUAAAUUUAGAGCUAUUUUAAUAAAAUAAAUCUACAUUCAGCAGGAAUACAGAAAUUAAAAAUUAAGUUUCAAACUCUAUCAACAGCUCUGAAUCUACUAAUUAUACUGAGAUUAGCUAGAAGACAAGUUAAUCAAAUAAAAAUUCAGAAAAUGCGACACCAUAAACAACACUAAGUCAAGAUUAAAGUAUUUUAAGUAAAAAAGAAUAGAAUAUUGAAGAGCACAGUGUUUAAGCAAGUUCUACCUAAAAAAAUACUGAGAUAUAGAGUGACUAAAAAAGUUAGAUUAGAGAAAUUUUAUAGACAAAAACAAGUGAGUAGAAUUAGCUGGAACAUAAGAAUUUAUUGAAUGAAAAAAAAGAUGGUUUAGACAACACGCACAACAAUGGAAUAAAAGAAUAAGUUUAAGAUAAGAAUGACUAAAAGAGUAAUGAAAAGGUUGAAUAAAUUAGUGAAGAUAUUUAAUAAGAGAAUAAAAAAGAGACCUAAAAUGAAAAUAGCAAGCAAGUCGAAGUUUAAUAAGCAUAAAUAGAAGAGAGAAAAAAUGAAAUUGAUCAAAGUUAAAUCAACAUUGAAAACAUUACAAAAAAUGAUUAAAUACAAAAGUAAUCUUCAGAUUUUAUAGAAAAAAAUAAGGGAGAGGCUUAAGCUUGUGAAAACGAAGAGUAGAAUUAAGAUUAAUAAUGUUUUAUAUGCAAAGAAAAUUCAAAUUAAUAUAUCUAAGUCUUUCAAACACUGAGGAAAAAAAAUCUUGUCCCUAUUUGUGUUGCUUGCUUGCUUAAAAAAUUAUAGAGACUUUAUUACUUAGAUGUUGAUAGUUAUCUUGUAUUUGGUAUUAGUUCUAUCUUUUAUUUAGACAACUAAAACUCAGAAAAGUUAAAAUAAAUUAUAAGCGAAUAAUUCAAGUUUAAAUUAUAAAAUAGAAGAUACGAUAUAUUGAGAGACCCAAUCACUUAAUAAGAUUUAAAAAUCCAUAAAGAUAAUUAAUAAUGCUUUGAAUGCAAAUAGAAAGCAGAGCAAAAUAUAUUAAUUUUUGAACCUAAUUAUAAAAAUUCAAAAUAUGUUUGCAUUUCAUGCUUAAAUAAUAAUUUAAAGAUACUCUAUACCGAUAGCAAAUAUUUAGUGUAUGGCCAAGGCCCUACCUAUUAUUUAGAUGAACCAAACAUGAACAAGCUUAAGCAAAUUGUAGAAAAAUAAUUUAAUUAUGAGUUAAAAAAUGGUAGAUACACAAUAGUAAGGCAGAACAAAACUUCAGCUGAAUAACAAUAAAAUCAAUAAUUAAACUAAUAAAUUACUUAAAAAUGUUUUGAUUGUUAAUAAAUUUCUGAGCAAUAACACAUUUUAAUUUCAGAAUCAAAAAUUAAAAUAAAUGCAUAAUAUGUCUGUAUUCCAUGCUUACAAAAGAAUUUAAAGAUAUUUUAAAGUAAUGCUAAAUACAUUGUUUAUGGCCAAAACACAUUCUAUUACUUGGAUGAGAUAAACUCUUAAAAUCUAAAAUAAAUUAUUGAAUAGUAAUUUACUUAUGAUAAUUACAAUGGAAUUUAUGAAAUAAAAAGAUAGAAUAAUUCAUACAUUUAAUAAAACAAUCAAAUUUCAUAAGAGUCAAUAACUUAGAACUGCUCUAAAUGCAAUUAAAAUUCAAAAGAUUUUAUUUAAUACUCACAAAGUUAUUAUAAGAAAGAUUCUUCAGUUAUUUGCAUCGAAUGCUUGGAAAAUAAUCUAGAAUAGUUUAACUUAAACAUAAGUUUAAUUUCUUUAAGGAGUCAUUCUUUUCUUUAUCUUGAUGAAUAAAACUGCUAAAAACUUUUAGCAAUAAUAAAAAGUAAAUUUAGAUACGAAGAAAACAAAGGAACAUAUUAAAUAUUAAGAAACGAUUAUUCUUUUAAGUAAGAUUAAGAAUCUUAGUGCUUUAAAUGUAAAGAAUUAAGUCAAGAAUACAUUUAUGUUUCGAAAGAAAAAAUAGCCAAAGAAUAAUUAACUUUAUGUAUUCCAUGCUUAUAAAAGAAUAUAAUUGAGUAUUAUACCAUUCUAAAUUAAUUCAUGUGCAAAUAAGAUCUAAAACUUUUUGUCAACGAUGAACAAACAUCCUUAAAAAUCCAAAAAUUUAUUAAAUUAAAUUUUAAGUAUGAAAAUAAAGGCUUUAGGUUAAUAGUUUAAAGAGAUAGCACUAGUAGCGACAAGCUAAAUAUAGAAAACUAGGACUCUAAAUAACUUCAAAGUACAAAUCAAGUAAAAAUUAAUAACUAUACAAAUACCCCUUAAAAAGAAAGAUUUGAAGAAAGUAAAAAUAUUUGUGAAGGUAAAAUUUAAUUAUCAGAUUAAAAAUUUACAACUCCAAAAUAGGAUAAUAAAGACUCCUAAAAGUAGCCUUACAGCGAACCAAUACUAAAUUACCAAAAUCAAUAGAAAAAAAUUUAACCACAAUGUCAAUAAUUUGAACAAAAAAAUUCAACAGAAAGUCAUUAAUUCCAUGUUUAAGAGGAAUGCAUAUAUUGUCAUCAAGAUAUCAAAUAAUUAAAUAAAGAACUCAUAAUUUCAAGAUAUGGACAUGGAUAUCUUUGUUAAUAAUGUGUUGAUGAUAUUAUUGAUAGCUAUAAAGAAGGAGAAAAAUUUGUUUUGAUAAAUCAUAAAUUGUAUGAAUAUUCAGAUAACAUGAAAAACAAGCUUUAAACUAUUUUAGAUAAAAAAAAAGAAUAAUAAAGCUUUAUUUCUAUUAGCAAUGAAAAAAAAUCUCAUUUAUCUUUAAAUUCUGAAACAAAAGAGCUUUAGAUAAGAAAUAAUUAAAUAAAUUAAAUAGAUUCAGAAGAAAGUAAAAAAUAAAAUCAUAAUUUGAUAUAAUUAAAAAAUUAAUACUCAGAUUUAACAAUUUAUAGUCAAAAAUGCUAUUCAGAUUAAUGCAAUAAUAGAGGGUUAUAUAAUGUCUAUUAAUAUAUAGCAGAUGAUAAAGAAGAAGUAAUGGAAAUAUACUGCAGAGAUUGUUUAAUUGAUAAAUUUUUAGUUGGAUUUGAAAAAGGACAAAUAAUGGUGUAUUUUGAUGGUAUGCUCUAUAAGCUUGAUAAAUAAUCUAAAUAUGAAUUAGAAACAGAAAAAGAUAACCAAAAAUUUAUUUAAUAGAAUUUUGAUAGGUUAGAUGAUUUUAUAGCUCAAAAAAAAUGCACUUUUUGUUAGAAAAACAUUACAUUUUAUGGUAGUCCUCUUUGCUAUGGUUGUGAAUACUCUUAAAGAUCUUAAAUUUCUAACAGACCAGCUUUGGCUACAGGACAAAUGUCAUUUAAUGAUAAUAAUUAAAAUAAUUUUUAUCAAAAGAAAUAGAUAAAUGAUAAGGAAAUUUCAAGCUCAGAAAAAAACACUUUUGGAAAUUUAAAUAACCAAGAUAGAUUCAUCAAUUCUAGCAAUUAGUCUCCUUUAGAGUAGGAUCUUAUAAGAAACUCUAUUGAGCAUAAAAACAAUUAAAGUUACAAUUUAUAUGGUCAACAUUAUUAUACAAGUCAAGAUAGACAAAUCUAUGAAAGUAAACAAAAUAGUGCUUAAUAAAAGUACAAAAUUACUAACGAACCUUUAGUAUCAUAACAGGAAAAGUAAAAUUAAAUGAACUGCAAAGAAUGUAAUAAAGCAUUAUAUCGUAAGAGAGAAAAUGGUUUAUGCGAUAUUUGCAAUUACUAUAAAACAAAGUAAUAAGAAAAAUAUUACAUAAAUUCUCAUUGA